AUGUUUUUCAACUGUUUGCUGUUAGUUCUGGCCACGAUCUGUCUUUGUGCAGCGGAUCAGCGCAUUAUAGGCGGCGAGGAUGAAAGCAUCGAUCAGGUGCCCUGGCAAGUGUCCGUGCAGUUCUUUGGCAAUCACAUUUGUGGCGGCGCGAUCUACAGUGAGCAGCUAGUACUAACUGCAGCGCAUUGUGUCAAACAGUACCCCAGCAAGUAUCUGAGACUGCGCGUGGGUGCCACAAAGCAUAAUGCGGGCGGCUUUCUUUACAAGAUCAUCGCCAAGAGCGUGCAUGAGGAUUUCGCUUGCCCUUCGUUUGUCAAUGACAUUGCGCUGUUGCUAGUGCGACGUCCCUUACGCUUCAGCUCCAACGUGCAUCCCAUACCGCUGGCUGAAGCGUCGCCAGCAGCUGGCAACGCUGCCAAGGUGAGCGGCUGGGGUGUGAGACAUAUGCAACGCUGUCCAUAUGAGCCAUCGGCAACGCUGCAAAGCGCUGAAGUUGAGAUCAUGGAUAGCAGGCAGUGCUCACGGGAAAUGCAAAUUAAAAUUGGUGACAACAGAAUCUGUAGCGUUGCUGAAGAUAAAAGCGCCUGCAAGGGCGACUCCGGUGGUCCACUGGUGGUCAAUGGUAAGCUCGUGGGCAUUGUUUCGCUGGCAAAGAUGCCUGGAUGUCGUGGACCCAAUGUGUACGCCAAUGUGGCCAAUUUGCGUGAUUGGAUUGAGGAGGCAGCUGACAAACUGAAAAACAAAUAA
This is a messenger RNA of Drosophila busckii, 747 nucleotides long. Its product is annotated as trypsin. Bases 1 to 747 code for a protein of 248 amino acids. NCBI's taxonomy places the organism in Eukaryota, Metazoa, Arthropoda, Insecta, Diptera, Drosophilidae. Gene Ontology annotation, biological process: proteolysis. The transcript has a single exon. The record is from RefSeq and is a predicted model, not a curated record. Gene Ontology annotation, molecular function: serine-type endopeptidase activity.